Messenger RNA from Podarcis lilfordi (Lilford's wall lizard), 2494 nucleotides. Lineage: Eukaryota; Metazoa; Chordata; Lepidosauria; Squamata; Lacertidae. The record is from the annotation of a GenBank genome assembly.
AUUUCCCCAAGGAAGGAAGGGACAGACACCAGCCUGGACUCAGGGAGAGACAGGCAUCGAUGCCAAUGAAGUCCCCUGUUUCUCAAAGGGGAAGGCUGAAGGACCUGGGACCUCAACCGCUUGCUCUCUUCAUCGGCUGAGUCCGGAAGGUUCUGGAAGAAUGGACUUUGGGUUCUUCAAGGCUACUUUGCAAGCUUCCCCCCUGUGCAAACCAACCUUCGCAGCCUAGGAGGAUUCGACGGCCGGCUCCUUUCUGCUCCGGCUAUGCAAACAAGCCAUGGCAAUCAGUCAGAGUUUUCGGCAGGUUUUGACGGAUGACGUUUUCUCCAGCCGUGAGAGAAGCAGCACGUGCCACGCCUGACCGGCGCAAGGGUCCCAGCCACGGCGGCAACGCAGGAUUUCAGCCAAUCUCAAAGAUGCAGGCAAGCGGACUCCAGGAACCUGAGCGGAACAGCAGCCUUGCGGAUCCCAGAAUUGGGAACUGGUCGUUGAUGGGAGGUUUCGACCUCGUGGGGGAUGGCAGUGCCUUGACCUCAUCGCCAGACAUCUCGUUUGGCCUGCAAAUGUUCAUCGCUUUCAUCUAUUCGGUGGUCUGCUCAAUAGGACUCCUGGGGAAUGGGCUCGUGAUGUACUUGAUCUGGACCCACAAGGGCAGGCCCACCCCGGUCAUCAACAUUUUCGUCUUUGGCUUAGCAGUGGCUGACUUCCAGCUCUCUUUGACGCUUCCCUUCUGGGCCACAGAGAUCGCCUUGGACUACAAGUGGCCCUUUGGGCAGGCCAUGUGCAAGGCUGUCCCCUCCCUCACCACCCUCAGCGUCCAUGCCAACGUGUUCUUGCUGACUGCCAUGAGUGUCACGCGCUACUGGUCCGUGGCUUCGGCCCUCAAGGACGGGUCGAGGAUGACCUCCAGCGUGGCUCAGUGCAUCACUGUGGCUCUCUGGGCCUUGGCUCUGGUGGCCACCGUGCCUGUACCAAUCUACACAAAAGUGGUGGAAUACGGCGGCAUGAAACUGUGCUUCUACAAGUUCCCCACCACUCGUCUCUUGGGCAUCUACCACCUCCAGAAGGUAGUGUUCACCUUCGUGGUCCCACUGGUGGUCAUCUUGACCUCUUACCUCCUCCUCCUGAAGCUUCUGAAGGCCCACCAAGUCCAAGGCAGCAAUCCGAACCGGCAGAGCCAGGUUGCCACCACCGUCCAGUUGGUGGUUGGAUGUUUCUUUGUCUGCUGGCUCCCCAAACAGGCGAUCACUCUUUGGGGGGCUCUGGUCCAAUUCGAAGUGGUGUCCAGGGGGGAUGCCUUUUACUUCCUCCACAAUUACAUCUUCCCCCUGGCUACCUGCUUGGCUCACAGCAGCAGUUGCCUGAAUCCUGUGCUUUACUGCUUGAUGCGCCAGGAGUUCCGGGAAGCCACAAAGGAGAUCUUCCAGAGGCUCUCUUCUGCGGCUUCUUCCUACCAGUACUUUUCCUCCCGCAAGACUUGGGAGGACGGCGUGUUGGUGGCUCUGCCCCAUAGCCCGUCUCGGAACCCCAGCAAGAUCUCUCACAGUGAAGAGAAGGAAGACUCUACCCUCUCCACCAUCUUGGAGCCGAGAGCCAAGGAGCCAAACGCAGUCACCGAAGUGGAGUUGAUCCCUGGGGUAGAAAUGCUCAUGUGACCCUCUGCAAGUUGGAGGAAACACUUGAAUUACUGAAGGACCCCGGGGCAAAGAUUCCUGGAUGCCGAGGAAAACCGGUUCGUGAUCAUUUUCUGACCUGACAGAAAAGUUUUGUUAUCAUAGAACUAGAGGGGGCUUCUUUGAGCUGGGGGUCUCCAGAACUGACCCCCCCAAAGGAUCUGUGGCCAGUUCUCAGCCUUGGCACCUAUGAGGCCAUAACAGAGCUCCCUUGACCAUAUGCAGAGGGCGUUUCUUGCUACUAUGCAUCUGUGGUUAAAAUAAAGGACUUCUAUGAUAGUUAGGCAGGAUUGAGCCCCUGCACCUACCUGCUUAGAACUAAUCAUGAGAAAUGGAGAUCAGAAAGAUACCUUGAGAUCCCCCCCCAGGGUCAUCAUCUAUGGCCAGAUUAGUUAUGUCAAAUUCCUCAUUCUGUAGCAUUUCAUGCCGGAAAUUGGCCAAAGAGAUUCUUAUGAGUUUGCAAGGGGAGGAAGUAAGCUGAAUGUCAGAGAUCCUUCUAACCCCUGUUAAAAUAUAAGCCAGGCUAGUUUUCUGUGAUGAGUUGAUAGCCUGGGUGAUGGGCCAUUUAGAGAAACAAAGGGUGUCUGUGUGAGACAGCAGCUUGGAAAUUGUUAGGCCAAAGCCUGAGUUUAGAAUUGAGUUGCAGUGAUGUGACCUAAAAGGAAAGCAGCAAGAUGGAGUCAAAGAAAUGUUUGAGUGCAAUGUUUGAUUUCUGUAUGAAGCCAAGGUUGCAGCUAUGGGAGAAACAAGACCCUUUUCGGGUCUUGUGAUCCCCUCCAUCUAGGCUCAGGCUGUAUAUGUGUAAAUAAACCAUAUAUUCU